Messenger RNA from Pelodiscus sinensis (Chinese soft-shelled turtle), 839 nucleotides. It is a transcript of the gene MRPL55, whose product is annotated as mitochondrial ribosomal protein L55. Gene Ontology annotation, biological process: translation. Gene Ontology annotation, molecular function: structural constituent of ribosome. Gene Ontology annotation, cellular component: mitochondrial large ribosomal subunit. The record is from RefSeq and is a predicted model, not a curated record. NCBI's taxonomy places the organism in Eukaryota, Metazoa, Chordata, Testudines, Trionychidae.
AUGGGCGUUGCAGGUGCAACCCCUCCCUCUGGCCCUGCCCAUGCAAGAGAGGAUGGAUCCGCUCUUAAUCCCAUAGGUGUCCGUAGAGCAUCCUGCUGCGCCGGGGCUUGAUCCUGGUAGAGACCUCCAGGCGUUGCCACAACACAAGUCAGGCCACGGCUGGCUACCUACAAAGAGAAGAAUGUGUAUAGUGCAGAGCUGUGGUGGAACAAUUGGAUCACUUACCUUGAAGAACUUUACAGAAUAGUUUCAUGCAGCAAUUAAAUCCAGUAUUCUAGGCACAGCCCUCAUUGCAGUUGUUCCUUUGGCUUCUGUGGUUCUACCUAAGAGCAGGAUGGCAGCAGUAAGCAGGACUCUGGGUUUUUUGCGUCAGGGUGCCAUGUCUAGAUUACUUCCCAUCACGUGCCAUCUGCAUACAUCUCUCAGCCAACAUGACUCCAACAGGAUAUCCAUCGCCCGCAUUCAGAGGCAGACAUACGGAAGGUCCUACCCAGUGCUCUUGGUCAGGCCUGAUGGAUCUACUAUUCAUAUUCGCUAUAAGGAGCCAAGGCGGAUCCUUACAAUGCCUGUAGACAUCAACACCCUUUCAGAGGCUGAAAGAAGAGCUAGGUUACGGAAACGCAAUCCAAAAUGGUUCAAGAGCAAGCAGGAGAAAGAGCUGGAUGAUGAGUUUAAUUUGGAUAAUUACAAAAAAUUUUGGAAGAAAAAAUGAGUUUGUUCUAAGGAUCUUCAGAAGUGGAAAGGGAAGAUCUGGCAACGUAGGUCUGCAGAGAGGGCGAUUGUAAAAUACUGUUAUAAGGAGAAUGUUUGCAGCUGAGUAAAGAUUCUUUACCUUGCAA